Messenger RNA from Xenia sp. Carnegie-2017, 1800 nucleotides. RefSeq names its product dnaJ homolog subfamily C member 3-like. The record is from RefSeq and is a predicted model, not a curated record. Gene Ontology annotation, cellular component: endoplasmic reticulum. Gene Ontology annotation, biological process: protein folding in endoplasmic reticulum. Bases 120 to 1565 code for a protein of 481 amino acids. NCBI's taxonomy places the organism in Eukaryota, Metazoa, Cnidaria, Anthozoa, Malacalcyonacea, Xeniidae. Gene Ontology annotation, molecular function: misfolded protein binding; protein-folding chaperone binding. The transcript has 16 exons.
UAAUAUUUACCACUGGACAAAAUCCACAUCAUCUUAGAAGUUGGAGUUAGUUUUAAAUUUUAAGAUUUUCUAUUUGUUAUGUAUAUGAGUAUAGAGUGUUGAUGAGGAACGGUUGAGUUAUGUCCUGGAUUGCUGGAUUAACUUCUGUUUUUAUAUAUUUUUUCGUUGAUGUAAAUGGAGCUAGUGAAGAGGUGGAACAACAUCUUGCUAUGGGCAUGAAGUUGGUUUCUGCUGGACAAUUGUCGGAUGCUUUAUCACACUAUCAUGCUGCAGUAGAGGGAGAUUCUUCCAAUUUUUUAACAUAUUUUAAAAGAGCCACUGUUUUGAUGGCAAUGGGUAGAUCACGUUCAGCAUUGCCAGAUCUUGAUGAAGCUAUUAAAUUAAACCCAAAGUUUUAUCAGGCAUUUUUGCAAAGAGGAAAUGUUCAUUUAAAGAGGGGUGAAACAGACUUGGCACAUAUUGAUUUUGAAACUGUGCUUAGAUAUGAUAAGGAGAAUGAAGAUGCUUUAAAACAGCUGUCACUGAUAGACCCAUUUAACACAUAUGUAGAAAACAGUGUGAGCCUAAUGGAAAUGGGUGACUUUUCAAAUGCCAUAGAACAGUUGACUAAAGCAUUAGAGAUUGCUCCAUGGGAUGCAUCAUUACGAUCAAAAAGAGCCGAAUGCUAUGAGGUGAUGGGAGAAUUAUAUAAAGCUGUGACAGACAUAAAAACUACGACGAAAUUAGUGAGCGAUAAUACAGGUGCAUUUCUACAAAUAAGUAAACUACAUUACCAAAUGGGAGAUUUAGAAGAUGGUUUAAGGGAGAUCCGUGAAUGUCUUAAGCUAGACCCAGAUCACAAAGAUUGUUUUACUUUAUAUAAGAAAUUAAAGAAGCUAAACAAACAAUUCAAUGAUGGUGAUGAUUUAAUAAACAAAGGAAGGUAUUCAGAUGCCAUUCAAAAAUUCAAAGCAGCAUUAAAAACAGAACCUGCUUUAGACUUUUAUAUAUUGAAAGCAAAAUCAAAAAUAUGCCACUGUCAUAGAAUGAAUGGCGACAUCACUGAAACAUUAAAUUCUUGUACUGAAGCAAUAGAGUUGGAUGAAAACAAUGUUGAUGCUCUUUGUGAUAGAGCUGAAGGUUACAUUUUAAAUGAAAUGUAUGAAGAAGCUGUGAAUGAUUAUCAAACUGCGAAAAAUAUAAAUGGAGAUUUGCAUAAGGUGAACGAAGGGAUGGAAAAAGCUCAAAGGCUCCUCAAACAAUCCAAGAAAAGAGACUACUAUAAGAUUCUAAAAGUGAAAAGAAAUGCAAGUAAGCGGGAAAUUAUGAAAGCAUAUAGAAAACUUGCAGUAAAGUGGCAUCCUGACCAUUAUGAAGGUGAAGAUAAGAAGAAGGCCGAGCGGAUGUUUAUUGACAUUGCUGCUGCGAAAGAAGUUCUUACAGACCCAGAGAAAAAGGCAAAAUUUGAUAAUGGUGAAGACCCACUUGAUCCUGAACAACAAAAUGGUGGAGGAUGGCAAAAUGGAGGAUUUCCCGGAGGAUUUCCUUUUGGACAAGGAUUUCAAUUCAAAUUUCAUUUUCCAUAAACCUUCCCACCUUCAUCCAACUGCCAUUUGCCCGUUUACCACCAUGCAUUUUUGUAAAAACAUUGAUUGGUACAAAUAUUUGUAAAUAAUAACUAAGCUAUCAUUUACCAAUCAUAUGAAAGCUAAUUUAACAAUCAGAAUUUAUAAACGAACUUUGUAAAGGUAUAUGUCUAAAUGCAAUCAUUAAUGGGUAGUAAGGAAUCCCAAUGAAAUAAAGAAAGUUUCUACAUACAAA